Molecule: messenger RNA, 5755 nt
Organism: Chanos chanos (milkfish)
Lineage: Eukaryota; Metazoa; Chordata; Actinopteri; Gonorynchiformes; Chanidae
Gene: ubr3
Product: ubiquitin protein ligase E3 component n-recognin 3
Exons: 39
Coding region: 1-5580 (1859 amino acids)
Biological process (GO): protein ubiquitination; ubiquitin-dependent protein catabolic process via the N-end rule pathway
Cellular component (GO): cytoplasm; ubiquitin ligase complex
Molecular function (GO): ubiquitin protein ligase activity; zinc ion binding
Source: RefSeq, a predicted model, not a curated record
AUGGCGGCGUCGCUGCUACGCCGGGAUAAGAAAUCUACAGCUGCUCAUUUAAAGGCAGACAUAAAUCGGACUGACAACAGUUCUGGGGUCCGUCAGCUCCAAGAGCUACUGGACAGUGUUCUUAAUCCAGAAAAACCAGCUGCAGACACUGAGGCCCUGGACUGGUGUAAAUAUCUUCUGGCAGGAGGUGAAGGGUUCGAGGAGUUCUGCAAGACCGUCAGGUCCUAUGACAACGCUACCCUGUGUGGAUUAGUCUGGACAGCUAAUUUUGUAGCCUAUCGAUGUCGGACCUGUGGCAUUUCCCCAUGCAUGUCACUUUGUGCAGAGUGUUUCAACAACGGCGAUCACACAGGCCAUGACUUUAAUAUGUUCAGGAGCCAGGCUGGCGGGGCCUGCGACUGUGGAGACAGUAAUGUCAUGCGAGAAAGUGGGUUUUGCUGCCGGCAUAGAUUGAAAACUGGGGAGCACGUGCCGUCUGUACCCCGAGACCUCUUGCUCAUGUCAGAGAUGGUCCUUCCUCGUCUCAUCAUUUGCAUUAUCCAGUACUUAAGAGACGGAUACACAGAUCCAGAGACGUCGACAGACAGAGAUCUCCAGAAGGUUCUGCAGCAGCUGGAACCCCAUAUCUCAUUCUUGGAAGAUCUGACGAAGAUGGGUGGGGCAAUGCGCACUGUCCUCACAAAGAUCUUAACCAAUCAGCAAACUUUCAAAGAACUGAGCAUGGGCCAAGAGGAGAAUUUGUAUGCGAAGAAGAACUAUGAGAAGUACCUGUGUGCCCUGAAGAGUUCUGGUCUGGUGUCUCUGGAGGACAAAGUGACAGCGGGUGCAGGGGUGCCUGAUAACCCGACAGGGGCGAGUGCAGGGGCAGGGGCAGGGGCCUUGGGUCUACUGGGAGCCACUGCGGCAGCUAGUCCAGAGGAAUCCACGAAAGAGGAGGAUCAGGAUGGAAGCCAGGGUGUGGGACAGAGGAAACGGGUUAAGCUGAGUAGCAGUACCAAAGAUCCAUCUAUCAUGGACACACUGAAACAUAAAUGUUUUUUAGAAGAGUUGCUGUUUUGGACAAUAAAGUAUGAGUUCCCACAGAAGAUGGUCACGUUCUUAUUGAACAUGUUACCGGAUCAAGACUAUAAGAUCACCUUCACCAAGACGUUUGUUCAGCACUAUGCGUUCAUCAUGAAGACGCUGAUGAAAAGCCAUGAGUCAGACACCAUGUCCAACCGUAUUGUCCAUAUCAGCGUUCAGCUGUUCAGUAACGAGGAGCUGGCGCGUCACAUGACCGAGGAGUGUCAGUUAUUGGACAUUAUGGUCACAGUUCUGCUCUAUAUGAUGGAGAGCUGCCUUAUCAAGAGUGAACUCCAGGAUGAGGAGAAUAAUCGACACGUGGUGGUAAACUGUGGGGAGGCUCUUUUAAAGAACAACACAUACUGGCCUUUAGUUAGUGACUUUAUCAAUAUUCUCUCACACCAAAGUGUAGCCAAGAGGUUUCUGGAAGACCACUCCCUACUCAUGCUGUGGAUGAGCUUUGUCUCCUUCUUCCAAGGUAUGAACCUUAAUAAGCGGGAGUUGAAUGAGCAUGUGGAGUUUGAGUCCCAGACGUACUAUGCAGCAUUUGCGGCUGAGCUGGAGGCCUGUGCCCAGCCUAUGUGGGGGCUUCUGACUCACUGCAAAGUCAAGGAAACCCAGGAGUACACUAAGACUGUGGUGCGCUAUUGCCUGGAGACACUGCAGAUUUGGUUUGAUUCCAUCGGGUUUGUGGACGAGCCGGCUCCCAAUCAGGUUACAUUUCACCUCCCUCUGCAUCGCUACUAUGCCAUGUUUCUCAGCAAGGCUGUGAAAUGUCAGGGGCUGGACCUGGACAGUCUCCUCCCUGAUCAGGAGAUGCUGAUGAAGAUUAUGGUUCAUCCUCUUCAAAUACAGGCCAGCUUGUCAGAGAUUCACAGUAAUAUGUGGGUCAGAAACGGCCUUCAGAUCAAAGGUCAGGCCAUGACCUAUGUGCAGUCUCACUUUUGUAAUUCCAUGAUUGACCCAGACAUCUACUUACUGCAGGUGUGUGCCUCUCGAUUAGAUCCUGAUUACUUCAUCUCAUCAGUGUUUGAAAGAUUUAAAGUCGUAGAUCUGCUGACAAUGGCAUCGCAGCACCAGAAUGCAGUAUUAGACUCUGAACAGGAGAGACCCAUGCUGGAGGGAGCCCUCACAUUCCUGGUCAUAUUAACCAGUCUGCGCAUACACCUGGGCAUGUCUGAUGAGGAAAUUCUCCGAGCGGAGAUGGUGUCUCAGCUGUGUAUGAAUGACCGCACACACAGCUCUCUGCUGGAUCUGAUUCCGGAGAAUCCCAACCCGAAGAGUGGAGCGGUAGCGGGCAGCUGCAGUUUUGAGGAGAUGCUCUCUACAGUGGCCGAUUUUAAAGGUCCUGUGUUUGAACCUGGAGGCUCGAUGCAACAGGGCAUGUACACACCCAAAGCGGACGUCUGGGAGAAGGAAUUUGACCCCAUCAUGGUUAUCCUGCGGACAGUGUACCGCCGGGAUGUCCAGUCAGCCAUGGACAGAUACGCUGCUUUUUUGAAACAGUCUGGCAUUCACACUGGGAACCCUUGGCCUCCGUAUAAGGAGAGAAGUCCCCUCCAUCCCUGUUAUAAAGGCCUGGUCAAACUGCUCCACUGCAAAACCCUGCACAUUGUCAUCUUCACCCUGCUGUACAAGAUCUGGAUGGAUCAUCAGAACAUGUCGGAACAUGUCCUGUGUAUGGUUCUCUACCUGAUUGAGCUGGGGUUGGACAACCAGGUCCAAGAUGAGAAAGAGGAUGAGGAACCCUGCAUUGAGGAGCACUGUCAUGACAGCUGGUUUCCUGGAACUAAUCUGGUUUCCAACCUUCACCAUGUCAUUAACUUUGUGCGGGUUCGAGUGCCGGAGACAGCGCCAGAGGUGAAGAGAGAGAAGGAAAGGGAGAGGGACAGAGAAACUCCGGCCAGCACUAGUGCAGAGUCGUCGUCAUAUGGCCAGAAUCUGCGGGAGGCCCAGGUGUUUAGUCUGGUGGCAGAGCGGCGGAGAAAGUUCCAGGAGAUUAUUAACCGCAGUACCCAUGAAGCCAACCAGGCAGUCCGACCCAAAAGCUCCUCCACGCGCUGGCUCCUGCCUGGCUCUCCCCCACAGCUGGUCACAGAGAUCCUGGAGAUCAGGGAGAGCAUGCUGUCCCUGCUGGUCAAACUGCACCAGAAACUCUCAGCCAAGCAGAACUCGCUCUCUGCAGCUUGGCUGGACGAGCCAGACAUGUCCGUGCGCGCGCACGGCGACGGAAUCACGGCCAUCGAACGUAUCCUCAUCAAGGCCAGCACGCGCAGUCGCCAGUGCAGACGCUGCAUCCAAGAGGUUUGUGGCAGGGUAUGCCCACCUGUGCCCCCCCGCAAAAACAGCCCUGCUGACAAAAAGACCAUGGAUAAGGAGGAGAGGCGGCAGAGGGCCAGGGAGAGACAACAGAAGCUGUUGGCUGAGUUUGCAUCAAGACAGAAGAGCUUUAUGGAGACAGCUAUGGAUGUUGAGUCCCCUGAUGGAGACGCAGCCAUGGACAUGGGAGUGGAAGAGACCCUGGACUCAGAGGUUCUGUAUGACUGUGUGAUCUGUGGUCAGAGUGGACCGUCCACAGAGGACCGGCCCACAGGCCUGGUGGUCCUCCUGCAGGCCUCAUCAGUUCUGGGGCAUCGUUGUCGUGGUGAUGAGCCGAAGCAUCUGCCGACCAGUGAUGAAGAACAUGUCUACCCCGAGGACACGUGUGGAGCGUCACAUGAUGUCAGACUCACGUUAAUGCAACGCUUCUUCAAAGAUAGUUCGUGCCUGCAGUCGGUGUCCAUUGGCUGGGAUGGGGGCGUGUAUGUGCAGACCUGCGGACACACUCUACACAUUGACUGUCAUAAGAGUUACAUGGAAUCACUGAGGAACGACCAGGUUCUCCAGGGUUUCUCUGUGGACAAGGGCGAGUUUACCUGUCCGCUAUGCCGACAGUUUGCCAACAGCGUGCUGCCCUGUCGGCCGGGCAGGGGCGCAGAGACAGGGGCGUGGCACUCCGCCAGUAACAAGAGCAUGGCGGUGCUGGUGAAGGAGGUGGAGGAUCUGCAGGACCAGCUGGGGAUUUUCCCAGUAAGCAUCACUACUGAGUCAAACCUGAGUAAAGAGAUGGAGUCAGUCAUUAAGGACAUUAAAAACACCACCCAGAAAAAAUACAUGGACUACGGCAGGAACCCAGGAUCGCCUGACAACGACUUCCUGUUCAUGUACUCAGUGGCCAGGACAAAUCUGGAGUUGGAGCUGGUGCAUCGUGGUGGGAAUCUCUGUAGUGGAGGAGCCAGUGCUGCAGCAAAGCGCUCAUGCCUCAACCAGCUGUUCCAUGUGUUAGCAAUGCACAUGCGGUUGUACAGCAUAGACUCCGCCUACAAUCCCUGGACCAGACUCACCCAGAUCACCCAAAGCAGAGACCCUGAGUCUGGUGAAGACGAGAGACCAGAGGUGCCUAUGCUGUUCAGAGACGUCCCCUCUCUACUCAUCAUCUUCAUCCUCACCAUGCCCCAGCCGCUACGCAAAGAGCAUUUCAGGUGUGUGGUAAAAGUGUUGUACACACUGCAGUACACUCAGGCCCUGGCUGCCCUGUCAGUCAAGUUCAGUCCUGAGGAGAGGAAGGCCUGGAGCACGACUGGAGCCCUCGUGAAGAAUGCUGGUAACUCUGACAAAUCCUGGGAGUCCCUCCUAAGCCAUGUGAUGGGUGAACUGAGCCAGGCCAAGGGAAUCUAUGACACUAACACAGAGGAGACAGCUAUGUUGUGCUCCAGUGUGUGGUGUCCUCAGUCCAUUGAGUUUCACCUGCAGCAGUUCUGUUUGCCAUUCUUACGGAUCUCCGCCCUGUUACAACACCAUCUCUAUGGCGACAGCCUCUCCGGCUGCCUGGUGGAGGAGGAGUUUUCAGUCUUGGUGAACUGUCUGGGCUUGCUGCCCCUCUCUGUGCAGACCUGUGUUCCUAUGAGUAGUGCCUCCUGUCUGGAGUGGACCGUCGGCUCCUUUGACCUGCUCACACAGUGGUGCUCCGAGGUCACGCGAUUGGCCAACACUCCUGCCCAGCCCUCUGUGACCCUCCUAGUGCAGGACCCCCAGUGGGCGGCCCCCCGCCUCCUCCAGUUACCCGACAACUACAACACCAUUUUCCAGUACUACCACCGCAAAGCCUGCUCAACCUGCAACAAGGUGCCCAAAGACCCCGCCCUCUGCCUGGUCUGCGGGGCCUUUGUUUGCCUGAAAGGCCUGUGCUGUAAACAGCAGGGAGUCUGUGAAUGUGUUCUGCACUCUCAACACUGUGGAGCUGCCACAGGAAUCUUCCUUCUGAUCAAUGCCUCCGUCAUCAUCAUCAUCAGAGGGCAUCGGUUCUGCCUGUGGGGCUCAGUUUAUUUAGACGCUCACGGAGAGGAGGACAGAGACCUCCGUCGGGGUAAGCCGCUGUUUCUGUGUGAGGAGAGGUACCGUGUGCUGGAGCAGCAGUGGGUGUCUCACACCUUUGACCACAUCAACAAACGCUGGGGACCGCAUUACAACGGACUGUGAAGACGCAGCCCAUUGGUCGAGGCCAAGCCCCACCCCCAGGCUGUGCUGUGGAGUCCCUGUAAACCACUUUGGCAAUCCUAUGGUGUAAUGUAACGGAACAUGCAGGCGGCCCCUGCUCCCGCCUCCAUCACGUGUAGUGUCCAAUCAUGCCUAACAAUGACAAACUCUGUGUGCG